Dicentrarchus labrax (European seabass) is the source of this 5415-nucleotide messenger RNA. RefSeq names its product erythrocyte membrane protein band 4.1a (gene epb41a). The record is from RefSeq and is a predicted model, not a curated record. Lineage: Eukaryota; Metazoa; Chordata; Actinopteri; Moronidae. Gene Ontology annotation, molecular function: actin binding; structural molecule activity. Gene Ontology annotation, cellular component: plasma membrane; cytoskeleton. Bases 189 to 2816 code for a protein of 875 amino acids. Gene Ontology annotation, biological process: cortical actin cytoskeleton organization. The transcript has 22 exons.
GGUACAAAGGCACCAUUUUACCGUUUGCUCCUGGUAGUAGGCUAUCUAAACACAUUGUUAAAAGCCGCUUGAUAACGCUUAUGAAUUACCACUUUGUUCAUCUGGUGCUUGUGAGGAAUAGUGGCCGGUGAGCUUUAACACAGGAUCUUUUCUUCUGCUGCAUGAUCUGAGCGAAGCAGGCUGUUGCCAUGACAACAGACGAGGCGGAGAGCCACCAGAAGAAGCCGAGGCAGCAGGAGGAAGCCGGCCAGGACACCAGGCCGCCCUCACCGGAAGAGGAGCAGCUCCGGCCUCGCAACCGCAACUCUGCCAGUCGUGGCCUCUCCCGUCUAUUCUCCUCAUUCCUGAAUAGGCGCUCCCAGUGUGAGAGCGAGGUGGGAGAGAAGGAGGACAAGGAAGAAGAAGAAGAAGCUAAAGCCCCCAUCGCUGACCCUGAACCUGAACUGAGGACAGAGGGAGAGGUCGCCCUGGACCAGCACUCAGUGAGCAGUGCUGAGGCUCAGGCUGUCCAGCUAGAGAAGAAAGAAGCUGAGGAAGAGAAGGGUGGACAGGACAAAGAAAACGGCAAAGAGGAAGGUGAAGUGGCUGCCCUGGAGAAAGAGGAGAAGAAGGAGGAGAAGAAGGAGGAGAAGGAGUCCAGUCCUGAAGGAGGUAGUAAGGGAGAGAAGGAGAAGACGACAGAGGAGGAAGCUAAAGCUCCCAGAGCUCCACGUCGGCCUAAGACCAUGCAGAUCAAAGUCACCCUGCUGGACGACACACUGUAUGAGUGUGAGCUGGAUAAACAUGCCAAAGGCCAGGAGUUGUUCAUGAAGGUGUGUGACCACCUCAACCUGCUGGAGAAAGACUACUAUGGCCUGGCCAUUUGGGAGACAUCCACCAUGAAGACUUGGAUGGACCUAACCAAGGAGAUCCACAGGCAGGUACAAGGUGCCAACUAUAAUUUCACCUUCAAUGUGAAGUUCUAUCCACCAGACCCAGCCCAACUGUCUGAAGACAUAACUAGGUACUACCUGUGUCUCCAGUUGCGGAAGGAUAUCCUGCAGGGCUGCCUGCCCUGUUCCUUCGUCACCCUUGCCCUGUUAGGCUCCUACGCCUUGCAGUCGGAGCUGGGUGAGUACGACCCCGAGGUGCACAGCAACGAAUACGCUAAGGACAUGAAAAUGGCCCAUGGCCAGACCAAGGAGCUGGAGGACAAAAUGAUGGAGCUGCACCAUACUUACAGGUCAAUGAGUCCAGCCCAAGCAGACCUGAUGUUUCUGGAGAAUGCCAAGAAACUCUCCAUGUACGGAGUAGACCUCCACCAGGCCAAGGAUCUGGAUGGUGUUGACAUCAUGCUGGGGGUUUGCUCCAGCGGUCUUAUGGUUUACAAAGACAAACUGAGGAUCAACCGUUUCCCCUGGCCCAAAGUCCUCAAGGUCUCAUACAAACGCAGCAGCUUCUUCAUCAAAAUAAGACCGUCUGAGGUGGAACAGUACGAGAGUGCAAUUGGCUUCAAACUACCUAAUUACAAGGCGGCCAAGAAACUGUGGAAAGUGUGUGUUGAACAUCACACCUUCUUCAGGCUGACCUCCACUGAGAUGGCCACCACUCCCAGGAAGUUUCUGGCAUUGGGCUCUAAGUUUCGCUAUAGUGGUCGGACUCAGGCUCAGACCAGACAGGCAAGCUCUCUGAUUGACAGACCAGCUCCGUUGUUCCAGCGCUCCUCCAGCAAGAGGAACUCACGCAGCCUGGAUGGAGCCAUGGCAUCCACUCCUGACAAUAAAUCCACUCGUCCGGUAAGCGCCCCCAUUAUGUCACCGGUGUCUCUGGGGGAAGCAACCCCAUCACCACUGCUACCCAUCCUGCCACGCUCUGACCACCAUGACGGCUCCACAUCCAAAGGCCAUCGCUCUGCAGACAGGAAGGCAGAGGUAAAGGCAGAGAGUCAGCCAGCUGAGCACACCAAGACCCAUAGCCCCAGACCAGAGUUCACUCCAGAAAUUAAGACAGUGGCCAGGAGAGAGAGAAGGCACUCCCCCACUGUGACCACUGCCAAUGGGGAAAGACAGAAAAAGAGCCAGCACUCUCCACAGGACAAAACAAAGUCGGAGAUGGUGCGAGUAAGGAAGAAAAGAGCUAAGAAACUUGAGGGUGAAACUAUUUAUAUCAGACAUAGCAAUUUAAUGUUGGAGCUUAACCCUAAAGGCUUGGCAUGCACUAUUUUCCUCUCUGAUUCUCAUGACCUGGAUAAGACCCAGACUGAGAUCAUGCGUCAUCACACUAGCAUCAGUGAGCUGAAGAGGAGUUUUAUGGAGUCUGUACCAGAGCCUCGGCCCAGUGAGUGGGACAAGCGUCUUUCCACCAACUCGCCUUUCCGCACUGCGAGCAUCAACGGCCAGCUGCAACCAGCGUCUCCUGUGCUAAAGACCCAGACAAUCACCAUCUCAGACGUCACAAACUCCCUGAGAGGAAGUGUGACCAACAAGGAUAUCCCUUUAGUUCACACUGAGACCAAGACCAUCACAUAUGAAUCAGCACAGGUCUCUCUCCCACAGCCGGUGGACAGCCUGACAGAGAGGGACUCAGGAGUGCUGCUGAGUGCCCAGACCAUCACCUCUGAGACCAUCAGCACCACCACCACCACCCAGAUCACCAAGACGGUGAAAGGGGGGAUCUCUGAGACUCGCAUUGAAAAGAGAAUUGUCAUCACUGGAGACACUGAAAUUGAUCAUGACAAGGCUUUGGCUCAGGCCAUUAAAGAGGCUAAAGAACAGCACCCUGAUAUGUCUGUUACCAAAGUGGUUGUGCACCAGGAAACAGAGAUCACCCCAGAGUAAGGCAGACCUUUGAUCCUUUGGAAGCCUUCAACCACACCUUAGACUUCUCAGCUGCCCCCACUCUCCCCACUUACUUGUAUCUCCACCACACCAUUUUACCGCAGAAGCCCCAGCCAUCAUACCUAACUUCACCACCUUUGGCAUGAACCACCAGACCACAUCCGAAGGAACAAGCUUCAACAUUGAACUAUGAACUUUAAACUUCAUGACUGCAGUUUGCUUAGAAAGGGAUGAAGUCGCCAGAAAAUUCCCAAUAACCCUCCCAGUAUUCCCCACAAUCCCCUCUUGUUCCACUUACUGCCAAAAGAUCAACUGCUGGACUGAUAUAAAAUAUAUAAAAAUAUCUUUUUUAAAGAGAAAAAAUAAAGAAGUACAGCAUUUGUGGAUUUAUUCCUCUCCAAUUUCUCUGGAGAUUUUAAAAAAUGUAUAAGGGCAUUUGGUCUUUUAAUCUUGAGAUUACUGGUGUUUUAUUUUUCUACAGCUUUUCUUAUCAUCAGAAUUGGUUAUCAAUAACUUGGAGGUCAAGUGUUUUUUUAACAGUGUGUUCCAAACAGCAUUGAAAAAGGGAUUGUGGGUGAUUUUUUUGGGGGGGACUGUAUACAUCGGGACUUGAAGAUCCCUCUCAAAUGUUAACACAAGUUUGGUGUCAUUUGUUGUACAGUAAAUAUUUUAUUUUCCCUCUCAAUGUGAAAAAAUAUUUUUUCAAUUUAUGUAUAAAAAAAUGAUAUUAUCAAACCAUGGGGGCAAUAACUCCUUUUACCUUAUUUAAAGUUCUGACUUUUGCCAUUUGUUGAGUAAUCGUUACAUCUUUUGAUCAUUUUAAUUGUUGUUGUAGUUCUAUUGUCACUAGAAUGGGGCUUUUAUCAGGACCAUGGAGACAGCAGUGUAUUGAAAUAACCUUUUCCUUACGUACCCCCACCUCUGUCUUAUUUUUGUGUGUUUUGCAUUUUAGAUGUACUCGGUGCAGUUGUAUGUUACUUCAUGAUUCUGUAUUGAGAGAAUUUCAGUCACCGGAUACUCAUUUCUACUAAGCAUGAUAUCAGUAUUUACAGUGUUUCUGCGUAUUUUUCACAUUUCUACUUUUCUACCAAAUGGGCAGUGUGUACUCAUUCAAAGAGAGGGUAUUCAAAUCACAGUGAACUCAAACAGAUUGAUGACCGUCCAAGUGUACCAUCUGCUUAAUUGUUAUUGAAGCAGCUGAAAAGUAAAGAAACAAGCACAGGAUGAUUGUUGCCUCAUUAAACUGCAAAAGUUUUGCACCAUCUUGCUCUAUCUAUUUAUGCUUGUAAUUUGAUUAUAACCUAAUUAAGACAAUACAUCACUUAUUCCAACUGUCACUUCAACACAUUAAGAAGUUUAUUUGGUUGAUGUAGUUCAUUACACUCAUGAGUUACACCAGUUCCUAACAUACAGUGAGUGAGUGAACUUGGUGUCUGUACAAAGAUUGAAAGGUAAUUCCAGUUUAACUUGGGUCUUAUUUUUAUAGUUUUGUCCAUCAUUUCUGCCAGUUACAAUAACAUUUACUCACCAAGUAAUUGAUGAUAUCUGGGAACACAACAACACCACUAUAACAAAGUCAAAGAGGUGCAAGCAGUCAGACUGAUCAUAAAGAAACCAACAGUUCAUCCUGGCAGUUUUAUAUUACAGUUCACAAAAUAAGAUAUGAUGCAGCAAAUUAAAAAAUAUUAUGUUCACAUUAAGCUACAUAAUUACUUGAGAGCUGAAAAAAUAAACAUGUACUCAUCCAUGUAUGUUACUGCAAAGGAUUAUCAGUUAGGCCUAAUAUAUUAUUUAGCCAUUCGAAAAAAAGUUAUAUAUAAAUUUGGAAGUUAUGUUUCAACUUAUGAUGCUGCAGUGGGUUUCUGUUAACAUGGUUGAUUUUUAAAUGGAAUUGUCUGAUGGUUCCUAGCAAACAAUUUACAAAUUAUGCAAGUCUAUACCAGCUAAGUUAUGCACAAAGUUCCAAUGGUGCCUGUAUUGUCAACAUGGCCUUCAUUGUUGGCCAUUAUGGUCUCUUUUGAUCAAAUUAUCCCAGGAACUAACGUCAGGAAUUAGCUCAGAAUUUAAAGUUUUGUUUUGUUCAAGUUUUUCAGUUCAUAUUAUUAUUUAGCAAGGUCAAAUCCUUUCAAUAGAUAAAAAACAAAUGAACACAAUGUUGAAGAUUGUCCAGAAAUGUAUUAAUGUAUGAAGCAGGCAUACACCAUCAUUCAAACUAUUACCAGUAAGCUAUGGCAUACUGCAUGCAUGCAAACACGCUAUAACAUUACAUUGUUAAUAUUAUAACAAUAGAUAAGUCCAGGAGGCCAAACAUCUCCUUAGUACACACUGCCCAUUCAAAUCAGACACUUGUUUAAAUGGCAAAUGUAGUUUAUAUUUUCUCGAACAUGAUGCUUUUUUAGAAGACAAUAUUCUGUACAGUCCUCACAACAUGUUGUAGUUCUUUCACUGUGCUGUUGUCUUCAUCGUGGCACUCCCUUUGCUCUUUGGAAACAAGCAAACUAACAUUUCUAAGUUCUUUCUUAAUUGUAAACCGUCACUUACCAUCACAGUAAGACAUGUAAUAAAAGAGCACCAUGAAUAAACACAAAUGUGGACAUUA